Heterocephalus glaber (naked mole-rat) is the source of this 1667-nucleotide messenger RNA. RefSeq names its product vascular endothelial growth factor B (gene Vegfb). Gene Ontology annotation, molecular function: vascular endothelial growth factor receptor binding; growth factor activity; heparin binding. Gene Ontology annotation, cellular component: membrane. Lineage: Eukaryota; Metazoa; Chordata; Mammalia; Rodentia; Bathyergidae. Gene Ontology annotation, biological process: response to hypoxia; induction of positive chemotaxis; positive regulation of angiogenesis. The record is from RefSeq and is a predicted model, not a curated record.
GGUAGCGCGUGUCUGGGUCACAUGAGCCACCCGCCCUUCAGCCCGGGCCGAUUCCCCGCAUCCCCGCCGCCUCCGUUGCCCGCCACCGUCCGCUGCCCGCCCGGCUCCUCUGGACGCCGCCGCCGCGCGGGCCGCGCUGCGCUGCCUGCGCUCAGGGAUUGGGAGGGGGCUGCGGAGGAGCCGCCCCCUGCGCCUGGCCCCCGCCCUCCGUGCCCUGGCCGGCGUGAUGGGGCUCGGGCCGCCGCCCCCCGCACUGCCGGGCUAGGGCAAUGCGGGUGCCCCCGGCGCGCGGCCCCCGUGGGCGCCAUGCGCCCCCUGCUCCGCCACCUGCUCCUUGCCGCGAUCCUGCAACUGGCCCCUGCCCAGGCCCCGGUCUCUCAGCCUGAUGGCCCUGGCCACCAGAAGAAAGAGGAAGAAGUUGAGGCAGAGGGGUUGCUGGGUUCUCAACAAACAGGGCUGGGAAAGACAGUGGUGUCAUGGAUAGAUGUGUAUGCGCGUGCCACCUGCCAGCCUCGGGAGGUGGUGGUGCCCUUGACUAUGGAGCUCAUGGGUACUGUGGCCAAACAACUGGUGCCCAGCUGCAUGACUGUGCAGCGCUGUGGUGGCUGCUGCCCUGACGACGGCCUGGAGUGCGUGCCCACUGGGCAGCACCAAGUCCGAAUGCAGGUCCUCAUGAUCCGGUACCCAAGCAGUCAGCUGGGGGAGAUGUCCCUGGAAGAACACAGCCAAUGUGAAUGCAGACCAAAAAAAAGAGAGAGUGCUAUGAAGUCAGACAGGGCUGCCACUCCCCAUCACCGUCCCCAGCCCCGCUCUGUUCCGGGCUGGGACCCUGUCCCUGGAGCACCCUCCCCAGCUGACAUCACCCAUCCCACUUCAGCCCCAGGCCCCUCUGCCCACGCUGCAGCCAGCGCCGCCAGCACCCUGAUCCCUGGACCUGCCACUGCCGAUGCCGACGCCAUAGCUUCCUCCGUUGCCAAGGGUGGGGCUUAGAGCUCAACCCAGACACCUGCAGGUGCCGGAAGCUUCGAAGAUGACACAUUGCUUUUCAGACUGUGAGGCCUCUUGCCUCAUAUGUUACAUCCAUGAGAGAAGAAAGGGGAACCUGAGACUAGCCCAACCCAAGACCUGAUCCUGUUGGAAGCUAGGCCUGGGCCUCUCAGAGGACUCUCCUGCUGUCCUUUAUCUCCCAAGGCUGCCUUCUGACAAAGUUGAUGAGAUGUGGUCCCAGUUUGGGGAGAGGGUGGUGUGCCGUUUCCAUUUUCAACCACCCUGUGCAUGUGACCAUCUUACACCUGGCUCCUGCUUCCCUCCCUAAGAAGACCCCACACCUCUGCAAAUCACAGGAUUUGGGCUUUGGUAUGAAAACUGUGAUUUCCCCCAACCCUGAUAAAAGAGGUGGAAGGAGCUAUCCCUGUGUCACUGUUUGUCACUAUCCAGGCUGGCUGGUUUGCAUCACUGCCUCCUAGACCUGGUUUUACCCACUAACUGUGCUGAUGGAGGAAGUGAGGCCAAAGGUCCCCCAGCAGAUUCCAGUAGAGCCUGGGUCAUGGAUUCAUCACUUCCCUGGUAGCAUCAAUGGGCAUGGGAAUCCUUACACCCUGCUUAUCACAAGGGUUCUGCCCAUUGUGGCCAAUAAACUUGGGGUAGGACCCCAAUAUGCUGAGUGA